AUGUUGUUUACUUUAUCCACAAACACGGAAUUUCAAGACCAUGAUUUAUUAAUAGAAUUUUCAACAAUUCCGCAUCCAAAAUUCGAUAAAAAGGAUGGCACGCCAAUUUUCAAUAAAACGCAACUUGAAGAGUAUAACAGAUACUCCGUUUUAGCUCUAUCUAUACAACAAAAAACAAAUGAAAAACACGAUGAAAACAUCGACAACAAACCAAACAAUGCCAAAGAGAAGAAAAUUGAUUCAAUUAAUGACCCAACAGAUCCUUUCAAAUUUAAGACCGAAGGUCUUGUUGACCAAAAAGAAGAAUCCCGCGAGCGCAAAAAUGCGCUUCAAAAAUGUGUUUUAUGCAACAAAUUUACAUCAAAUCAGACUGAAAUUGAUUUACAAAAGAUGACCGACUUGCCUGAGAUCUGCAACAACCGGAUCGAUGUUGUGUGGACUUGGGUGAAUGGGACGGACCCUCUUUGGCUCUCACAUUUAAAGCAAUACGUCACAAAAUUCGACGCAAAUCGGUAUCGAAAUACAGACACUUUAGUCUACUCAAUACGAAGUGUAUAUAAGUACUUGCCGUAUGUUAAAAAUUACUUUAUAGUGACCGACGACCAAGUUCCCUCUUUUUUAGACGCUCCAUAUAACAUGACGAGUUUUAUAGUAAUGAAGAAUAACAUCACUUUAGAAAUCGUCCCCCACUCACAAAUUAUAGAGAAGAAGUACUUGCCUGUAUUUAAUAGUGAAGCUAUUGAAACUAAUUUACAUAAAAUUAAAAACCUCGGGGAGUGCUUCAUUUAUCUCAACGACGACGUCUUCUUUAAUAAACCAACACCACCAGACUACUUGUCAAAGACGGAAUGA
Entamoeba invadens IP1 is the source of this 852-nucleotide messenger RNA. RefSeq lists its product as hypothetical. The record is from RefSeq and is a predicted model, not a curated record. Gene Ontology annotation, cellular component: Golgi apparatus. Bases 1 to 852 code for a protein of 283 amino acids. The transcript has a single exon. Lineage: Eukaryota; Evosea; Mastigamoebida; Endamoebidae. Gene Ontology annotation, molecular function: UDP-N-acetylglucosamine-lysosomal-enzyme N-acetylglucosaminephosphotransferase activity. Gene Ontology annotation, biological process: carbohydrate phosphorylation; N-glycan processing to lysosome.